UCGUAGUUCGCGCUGCGCUGCCCGUGGGCUGGGCCGGGCCGGGCCGGGAGGCGGACUGUGUUUCCCGGCGUGCCCGCGGGUGGUGGCAUGGCGGAGAAGGAUGACACCGGACUUUGACGAAGAAGUGGUGUUUGAGAACUCUCCUCUUUACCAGUAUUUACAGGAUUUGGGACAUACCGAUUUUGAAGUAUGUUCAGCUGUGUCACAGAAGACAGAACAAUGCACAGCAGAGGAGGGACAACAAGGACAGACUGCCCAGACCACCCAGAAACAAGGCACCCUCUCAAAACUACCUGAACUCUUCAGAAGCUGGUUUCCUUUUUCACCAUGUAAGAAAAAAGAUGACAUACUCUACCAACUGGAUGUUGGAUUUCGACUUGAUGCACUCCGGACUAUCCUGCAACAGGAAGUUCUGCUACAGGAGGAUGUGGAACUAAUUGAGCUGCUCGACCCCAGUAUCCUGUCUGGAGGGCAGAGCAAGCAACAGGAAAAUGGACACCUUCCAACUCUACGCUCCCUAGCAACUCCUAAUAUUUGGGAUGUCUCAUUGCUGCUUGCCUUUGUCAGUGCAUUUAUUGUGCUUCCUUCUUGGUGGAGUUGGUCAUUUUGGCCAGUGUGGGGACUCAUUCUUUCAGUCUAUGUGGUUGUACGAGUGUGGGGCACUUGGAGGACAGCGAAACUACAAAUGUCCCUGCGAAAAUACAGUCUCCAGCUGGAAGACACAGUGGCACACAGCCGAGCUUUCACUAAUCUUGUGAGAAAAGCUCUGCGACUCAUUCAGGAGACAGAAGUUAUUUCCAGAGGAUUUACCCUUUUGCUUGACAGGGUCAGUGCUGCUUGCCCAUUUAAUAAAGCUGGACAACAUCCUAGUCAGCAUCUCAUUGGUCUUCGGAAAGCUGUUUACAGAUCUGUCAGAGCAAACUUCCGAGCUUCAAGACUGGCUACUCUGUACAUGCUGAAAAACUACCCUCUAAACUCAGAGACUGACAAUGUGACCAACUACAUCUGUGUAGUUCCUUUUAAAGAGCUGGGUCUUGGACUGAGUGAAGAGCAGGUGUCUGAAGAGGAGGCACACAACCUCACAGAUGGCUUCAGCCUGCCUGCACUCAAGGUUCUGUUUCAGCUCUGGGUAGGACAGAGUUCAGAAUUCUUCAGACGGCUAGUACUGCUGCUGUCUUCAACUAAUGCAUCCCCUAAGCCCUUGAUCACCCCAGAACGUUUGCCUCAUCAUAUUUUGUCUGACGUGACUCAAGGUCUACCUCACACUCAUGCUGCCUGCUUAGAAGAGCUUAAACGAAGCUAUGAAUUUUAUCGGUACUUUGAAACACAACAUCAGUCUGGAUUGGAACGUUCAACCAAAAGGAAACAAAAGUCAAGAGAGCUGAACAGCCUUCAUAUAGCAGUGCGCAGUUUGCAGCUUCAUCUCAAGGCCCUGCUAAAUGAGGUAAUAAUUCUUGAGGAUGAACUCGAAAAACUCGUUAGUUCUAAGGAGACACAAGAACUACCAACAGAGGCAUAUCAGGUUCUUGAACAAAAACUAAAGUUGAUUCAGCCACACGUCCAAGCGAGCAACAGCUGCUGGGAAGAGGCCAUUUCUCAGGUGGAAAAAAUGGGUCGAAGAAACCCAGACAUAAAAGGUAAACCUGAAGUAACUUUUGAUAACACACACUGUACCAUGCUACCUUUACUAGAGUCCACCCUGCACAUAGAGGACAAAGACCCAGUCCCUGAAGAGCAGGAAUUGGAAGCAUAUGUUGAAGAUACAGAUAUGGACAGUGAAUACAGAACAGAUGACUUUUACUGCUUUUCCCAGGAAGAGAGGGAGAGACAAAGACAUGAGAGGGAAGAGUCUAAAAGAGUAUUACAAGAACUGAAAUCUGUGUUGGGUUUUAAGGCUUCGGAGGCAGAAAGGCAAAAAUGGAAGCAGCUACUAUUUAGUGACCAUGCUGCGGUGAAACCCUUGUCUCCUGUAGAACCAGUGGAACCCAUAAAUAAUUUGGAAUCACCUAUGAAUUCAGAUAUAGGAAAACAGGAUGGCAUCCAAGGUAGUGAUGAUUCUGAAGAAAGAGACUCAAAUGCAAAACCACAUGCCACUGAGAAAAGGAGGACUGAAUAUUUGUUUGAAGAUCCAGUAACGGUCGAAAACAAAGACAUUGCUCCUGGGGAAGGUGCAUCUCCAGUGGCUGAAAAAAGAACAUGUUAUCAGGGUGAAGGUGAAGGUGAAGAAUCCAUACUACCCAUUGUGGAUGGACUGGAGACUUCACAGACACCUCUAAGAGAUGCAUUACAAUCCUCCAUCAGACAUAGGCUGGCUCAGCUCCAUAUAUCAACAGAUUUCAACUUUACAUCUGGUCUAGCUGCACAGGUUGCUGCCAGAUCACUUACUUUUACUACAAUGCAAGAACAGACUUUUGGAGAUGAGGAGAAGGCGGAAGAGGAGUUGCAGGACAGUGAAAAUCAUAUGCAAGAGAACAAUGAUGAAGGCACAGUCUCUGAAAAUGGAGAAGCAUUAAAAGUCCCUGAUGAACUUGGUUAAACAAUGCAUUGCCUACUUGAAUUCCAUAAAAAGCAGGUGUUGGGAAUAGCCAAGGCUUGGGCUUAGAGAAAAACAUACCGGCUGGCAGAAACAGAGACAGAAAUGUAAUAUGUACUGUUCCCUGUAUUUGACACACUCAGUAGGGUUUGCCAAGUACUUUGAUGAUAUGCAGGUAAGCUAAGGAGUUAUAGUGUGUGGACCCAAAGAAUAGUUGUGUAUCUCCUCCUGAUGAUACUAAUGGGUUUUGGAACAUAAAUAUUUUAUGUUUAUUUAUUUAUAUGUUUCUUUUUUUUCCUAAAAAGAAGAGAACAUUCUUGCUUUCAUUUUUAGCAGACUCCAUUUUUCAUUUCAUGAUUUUACUUGUCAUAGCAUCAUCAGUUAUAACAGAAAUAGUCAAAGUGAUUCUGUCUGAAGAACGUAAACUGUACUGUGUGAUCCUCCCUACCACCUUUCCUUCAUCUUUACUGUCUUCUGUAUUUGGGUUAACUAUAUUAGGUAUUUGUAACUUCAAGACUAAGAAUGCUCCCGAAGCUAAAUUUUAAAUAAAAACAUGAAAAACCUAAUAAUGUAUAUGUCCUGGGAUAUUGGGCUAAAGUAGUAUGAAUUUAGCUGCAUAUCAUAUAAAGAUUCCAAAUAUAGUUAAUAAAGGGUGAAUAGAUGAUUGAUAAGAGUUUAUAAUUGCAUUAUAGAAAGUUUUAGUAUGUGUUAUAGAAAAUUUAUAAACACAUUAGUAGAAAGUACUAUAGAUGGUUAGAAGUAACUUGUUGGACUUGAUUAGCAGUUGAUUAUUGAUUUAUUAAAACACCUAUUAAUUGUUCAUUGGCCCUUUGUAAACUGAAUCUUAAUAUAAAGUUUAACUUAGAUUAUUUGCACAGGGUUACAAAACACAGUGCUGUAUAUGUUUUGUUGUACAUCUCUAUUCAUGUCCUGGAGUAAAUUCUUAGGCUAAGUUAAAUGAGUAGUUUCUUUAAGGUUAUACAGUAAUUUUGUUUAGAUGUCAUAGCUGCUAUUUUCUAAUGUUGUUUCACUUUUCUUUUGAUAACGUGUUUGAUAAAGAAAUCAGCAGAGACCAUGAACUUACUCCAUUCUAGUUAAGCUGUAUCUUGUAACCCAGUUGAAAUCUAAAUUGAAACAUUCAAUAUAGGCCUGUAUUAGUUCUUUGAUGUGGAAAGUAGCUCUGCCCUGGAAAAAGGCACCCCUCUAGAGAAGGGGAGAGCCAUGGUUUCAGUGGGUGCUUUGAUACAGCCCUCUGAUGCAUCUCCCAAGUAAGGGUUCCAUGGCUCUGAGUGAAACAGAUUUCCAAUCAGAAAUCACCCCAUUAACAGCUCUUGUUAAUUCUUCUCUACACUGGCUGACAGCUUGUGGUAGGAGUAUGAAGCAG
This is a messenger RNA of Gavialis gangeticus (Gharial), 3917 nucleotides long. It is a transcript of the gene VEZT, whose product is annotated as vezatin, adherens junctions transmembrane protein. The transcript has 12 exons. Gene Ontology annotation, cellular component: plasma membrane. Gene Ontology annotation, molecular function: myosin binding. The coding region runs from base 101 to 2536 and encodes 811 amino acids. Lineage: Eukaryota; Metazoa; Chordata; Crocodylia; Gavialidae. The record is from RefSeq and is a predicted model, not a curated record. Gene Ontology annotation, biological process: cell-cell adhesion.